UUUGGCUCGAGACCCAAAGCUAGGCUUCAUUUGCGUUGGAGGGCAUCUUAGCGGCCAUGGAGCCUGCCGUGGCACCCGACGCCAGCGAGCCUUCGCAGGAGCCAAGGGAGAGCACGCCAGAGGAGCCCGCGGGCUUUCCCCGGAAGAUCUUCCGCUUCGUGGGCAACGUGGGCCACCGCAUCUUUGACAACAUGAGCUUCGUGGGCGAGGUGUUGGUGGAGUUCAUGGAAUGGGACAAGCACCCGUACCACCGGGAAAUGGAGCAGCUGCGGAAAGAGCAGCGGCACAAGCAGAUCCAACAGCAGAUCCAGGAGGAACAGAAGGAGGAGAAGGAGGCGGCAGAGGUGGCUAGCCUCGAAGCGCCAACGGGGCAGUGACUCUUUUGCCUUGGAGCGAGUGGCCUACCAGUCUGGACUGAUCAGCGCCCGCCAAGGAAAUUGCUGGAAAUCCGAUGGCGACCCAAAAAGAAGGCGACCUGGAAAAGAAUGGGCGAGCAAUUUUGCGAAGCUCAUGCACCAUGAUUCAAUGCGAACGCAUUUUCACCCACU
Molecule: messenger RNA, 548 nt
Organism: Effrenium voratum
Lineage: Eukaryota; Dinophyceae; Suessiales; Symbiodiniaceae
Source: the annotation of a GenBank genome assembly